Eublepharis macularius is the source of this 2134-nucleotide messenger RNA. Its product is annotated as arylamine N-acetyltransferase, pineal gland isozyme NAT-10-like. Gene Ontology annotation, molecular function: acetyltransferase activity. Bases 780 to 1592 code for a protein of 270 amino acids. The record is from RefSeq and is a predicted model, not a curated record. Lineage: Eukaryota; Metazoa; Chordata; Lepidosauria; Squamata; Eublepharidae. The transcript has 2 exons.
CAGGCUGGCUCAGCAACUACCAUCUUGCAUCUGAAAGAGCAGUUCUUUGAGAUCUUUUACAAAUCUUUUUGCCCAAGUUUUAAAAACAUGGAGUUGGAUCCCGCUCGUUUUUCCGCUGGAAAAGGGCCUCUUCUGACACCUGAAACAGGUUAUGGAAGUACAAGGGCAAAAGGCCAUAUGAGUGUGCCAGCGCUGCAACGAAGAGGGGAAUUGAGCAAGAUUACCCUUUCUUCCUCUUGCACCACUGGAAAAGCUGAUAGGAUCUUGUGAUGGGAUGUUACACUCCAAGGUUCAUCUACAACCACUUUCACAGACAAGAAAAAGGUUGCGAAGCAAGUUUUUCCAGCCAGCCUCCAGUCUGCCUGGGUGUGGAGCUGUUCAUAGAUUAACGGACAGUAGCCAAUAGAACCAAUUAGUUGUUUCCUGUGGAUUCAGGAGGAGUCAUGAAACAGUGAGCUCACACAAAACUCCUAGAGAGUUUUCCAUCAGUGAAAACUGCUGACUUUAGAGAAGGCAAACAAAUGUGCGGAACUCCAGAAAUUCCAAUGGUGUCAUCAUCGCAAGGAGGGGAGUAGGAGCUACAAGGGAAUGGGAUGGUAGCCAGGAUUCUCCAUAUUCCUGGACACGAAAUAGUUUGCGAGUUGUAAACUACGAAUUAGAGAUCUCGGAUCCACUUGUAGGAGAAGAAAGUGAGUUUUAAUGAACUGGAGGAAAGAAUAAACAGGAUUCCUGACUAGUCUCUGGUCUGCUCCUUCUCCCGCUAGUGCAUCCAGCCCAGCAUGGAUGUUAGCCAGUAUCUAAUACGGAUCGGGUACCAGGGUCCUGCCCAGCCUUCACUGGAGACCCUGCGGCGUCUCCAUCUCUGCCAUCUCUUCUCUGUGCCCUUCGGGAGCUUGAGUAUCCACUGUAAGGAGCCCAUCACCCUGGAAUUGCCCCUUCUCUACGACAAGAUUGUCCGGCGCCACCGCGGCGGCUUCUGCUAUGAGCUGAAUGGGCUUUUCUUGUGGCUGCUGCAGACACUAGGAUUUGAAGCCAAAGCCGUGGCUGGUCGUGUCCGGAACCGCUUCACGGGGCACUAUGGACCACCCCUGGACCAUAUGGUGAUUUGGGUCCAACUGGAUGGACGUUCGUUCCUCUGCGACGUUGGUUUUGGUGAAGCUUUCCAGGAGCCCCUAGAGUUGAUACCAAACACAGAGCAAGUCCAAGAAGGGGGUGUGUUCUGGCUGGGCAUGAAAGAGGGGGUUUGGAUCUUGGAGCGCCGUGAAGUUCCUGGCAAGGAAGGGAGACCUUUGUAUCAAUUCACUCUCGAGGAAAAGAAGCUGGACGAUUUUGCAGACAUGUGCAUCUAUCACCAGACUUCACCCAGUUCCAUCUUCCCGUGCAAGUCCUUCUGCUCCCUGCAAAAGGAAGAUGGCACCCGCCUUACCUACAUGGGAUGGCGUCUCAUCUCCACUAGCGGGGAGAAGCGUACGGAGACUGUCUUGCAAAGCUCUGAGAUCCCAGCUGUGCUGCGGGAGAAAUUCAAGAUUGAGCUGGAGGGGAACUUUGAGCCGAAGGAUGAAGAAAUCUUGCCACCUCCUGAGGAAGAUUAAGAAGGUAGAAGGGCACCUGCUCCCCUAUUUAGACAGUAGGCUAAAAACUGGAUUAUAUAUCUCACCUUUUUGUGUGCAGGUUUCAAUCUCUGGAACAACUGACCAUCAUGGAAUGUUCAUAAACAUUCUGACUUCUGAAAGGGAAGAAGCUGUCAAUUUUGUUGCUCUAGGUGUAGGAAAAAAACGUGUGUAGAAUCAGAUUCACUAACAGUGCAUUUGUCAGAUGCAUCUAGUGGGGAGGGCUGUGGUUAUCGAAGGCUUGUGCUGCAGUGGAAUUGGUUGGUCUUGGUGGUGGUGCUGGACUCUUUUUGGUUUUGCUACUACAGACUAACACGGCAAACUCCUUUGAACCUUUACACAAGCAAACUGAUCCCCACAUCAAAAGGAGCUGUUUGCAUCUCCAUAUCAAAAGGAGUUGUUUACAUCCCUCCUCUCCUUCUCCCCUCCUCUCUCCUCCUCUAUAUUUGACCAGUUUCUUUCUGCCCUCCAUGCAUCUGAUGAAGAGAACUGUGAUUCUCGAAAGCUUAUGCUACAAUAAAAUU